Oryzias melastigma (Indian medaka) is the source of this 3785-nucleotide messenger RNA. RefSeq lists its product as uncharacterized. The coding region runs from base 217 to 3222 and encodes 1001 amino acids. The record is from RefSeq and is a predicted model, not a curated record. Gene Ontology annotation, biological process: positive regulation of BMP signaling pathway. NCBI's taxonomy places the organism in Eukaryota, Metazoa, Chordata, Actinopteri, Beloniformes, Adrianichthyidae. The transcript is spliced from 22 exons.
GCGGCUUGAACGUGAUGAACCGGCGGCUGAGGAGCGCACACAAUCUGGAGAUUAUCGCAGGUGGAGAAGCCAUCAAUUCCCCAUUGAGAGGCGGCAGAAGCAGGUGUCGAGCUGGUGCUAAAGCCCCCCCCGCGUGUCCCCGGGUCACGACACAACCCCAGCCCGCCGUCCACGGAUCGAGGUCGGCUGUUUUUGGAUGUUCUCGAAUGACCCACUAUGCGGUCCUCGGCUUGGUUCGUAGCCCGAUGCGCGCUCAUCGCAUGGACGCUGCGUGUCAUCCACGGGGCCGGAGACCCGCGGCAGUGCAGCGAGGCCGACUACUAUUUUGAGUACACGGAGUGUGACAGCACAGGAUCCCGCUGGAGAGUGGCCAUCCCGCGGACUCCCGGGGCCUGCACUGGUCUACCAGAGCCUGUGCGCGGAACAGCCUGCACCUUCUCAUGCAGAGCUGGGGAGUUCCUGGAGAUGACCUCUCAGGAGUGCACCCAGUGCCCAGCGGGAACCUACUCCCUCGGGAGCGGGAUUCGCUUCGAUCAAUGGGAUUCCUUGCCGCCUGGUUUCAGUAGCCUGGCUACCUCGCUGGAAAACGGACAAGACAGAGAUAUUAAAGCCACUUGUAACAGUUCUUCCUGGUUGCCUCAGGGAAAUUAUCUGGAGUCCAACAGUGAUGAGUGCACGGUUUCCCUCAUUUAUGCUGUGCACCUGAAGAAGAAGGGCUCUGUCAGCUUUGACUACCAGUAUCCAGACAGCAACUUGUUGUUUGAGUUCUUUAUCCAGAAUGACCAGUGUCAGGAGAUGGAUCAGUCUGCAGACACAAAGUGGCUUAAACUCACCAAACACGGCGAAUGGGCAUCUCACUCGUUGAAUUUGAAAUCCGGCACCAACGUCUUGUAUUGGAGGACAGGAGGCAUUCUGAUGGGGACCAAAGUCGUGAAGCCAGUUCUGCUGAAAAAUAUUCAAAUUGAAGGUGUUGCUUACACAUCAGAGUGUUUCCGAUGUAACCCGGGGACGUUCAGCCGAGCGCCAGGUUCCUCCUCCUGCGAUCCCUGCCCUCGGGACACCUUCUCUGGUCACGGAGCCAGCUCCUGCACUCCCUGUAACGCCAGCACUCAGUAUGCAGUUGAGGGAUCAGCUGAGUGCAAGGCAAGACCUCCAUGUUCCAGAAAAGACUAUUUUAAGAUCCACACAGCAUGUGACAAAGACGGCAAGACUCAAAUCAUAUAUAAGUGGAUUGAACCCAAGAUUUGUCUGGAGGGUGUCCCCGGAGCCCAACCGCUGCCCUCGAGCGGCGAGCGCGAGCCCUGCCCCCCCUGUAACCCUGGCUUCUAUAAUAACGACACCGCUACCUGCUCGCCAUGUCCGCCCGGGACCUACUCUGAUGGGAUGAAACCUUGUCAGUCAUGUCCAGCAGGAACCGAGCCCACUUUGGGUUAUGAGUAUAAAUGGUGGAACGUGCUGCCAUCCAACAUGAAGACGUCCUGUCUCAACGUGGGCAACUCCAAGUGUGACAAGAUGCAUGGGUGGGAGGUAGCAGGAGAUCACAUCUAUAGCGGAGCAGGAGGCUCCGACAAUGAUUAUCUGAUCCUCAACCUCCACAUUCCCGGUUUUAAGCUGCCCACAUCUGCAUCCAGCGACUCUGUGACUGAAUUUGGCCGCAUCACUUUUGAGUUUGAAACUUUAUGCACGGUUGACUGUGUGAUGUACUUCAUGAUGGAUGUCAACAGGAAGAGCACCACUAUUGUGGAAUCAUGGGGAAAGACACAAACUAGGCAGACCUACACCCACAUCAUGACCAAAAACGCCUCCGUUACCUACACCUGGGCUUUCCAGAGGACAGGUCAGCCUUCUGAUACUCGCCUCUUCAUGAACGACGUGGCCCGGAUCUACUCCGUCACAGUGAACAAUGCGGUGGACGGCGUGUCCUCCGGCUGCCGCGUUUGCGCCCUCAGCGCCCAGUCCACCAGCUCAGCAUGUGUGCCGUGCCCACCUGGACAUUACAUCGACAUGGACACCAGCCAGUGUAAGGAGUGUCCCAACAACACCUACCUGCUCUCUCACACCUCACAGGGCCAUGAAGACUGUAAAGCCUGCGGGCCGGCCAGCAGGAGCGACAAGGACCACAGGCUGUGCUACAGUGACUGUCACUUCACUCACACGGACGGCAACCUGACUCUGACGUACAACUUCAGCCUCCUCGGUUCCUCUGGAUCGCUGAUGAACGGCCCCAGCUUUACCUCUAAAGGAACCAAAUAUUUCCAUCUUUUCAACAUCAGUUUGUGUGGAGGACAGGAUCAGUUAGCAACAUGCACAGACAACGUUACAGACUUAUCGGUAUCAGACUCCCAGAGAGAAAAGGGUGAAGGGCCCAGCGCUGUCAAGACCUUUAUCUGUCAGUCGACGAUAAUCCCAGCUACCGGCCGAGGCUUUAACACGGCGCUCUCGUCACAGUCCAUUAACCUGGCUGACACGUUCCUCGGAGCCACGGUGGAGGAUCAUUUUGAGGGAAUAAGCGCCAAACCCAACCAGUAUUCCCUGGUCUCUAAGAAAGUCCCAGAUGUGAAUUUCUACUACAGGUCUUUGGCUCCGACCUCGUCUUGCGAGUCGGGAAGGAGCACAGUGGUGACACUUCGCUGCAAUCCGGAGAUGUCCAUUAAAGGGCAGCUCUCAGUUCCCAGUCAGUGUCCAGCAGGAACCUGUGAUGGCUGCACUUUCUAUUUUUUGUGGGAGAGCUCCGGGGCCUGUCCCAUCUGCACCGAGAGAGACUACCAUCAGAUAGAAGGCGUCUGCAAAGGAGGAAAUCAGGACAUUCUGUACGUGUGGGCUGAGCCAAAGCUGUGCAUGGGAGGGGUGACCUUGCCUGAAAAGAAAACCUUGCCCUGUGAGAGUAUGGAGCUGUGGGUUCGGCUCGGUGCUGUGAUGGGAACCUUCACAGCAGUGCUGCUCGUCUCGCUGACCUGCUACUUUUGGAGGAAGAACAAAAGGUUGGAAUACAAGUACAUUCGUUUGGUUACGUCGGCUAACAAUAAGGAGUGUGAAAUGCCAGGGGCCGACAGCUGUGCAGUGAUGGAAGGAGAGAACGAGGGAGACAUGGAGGAUGAGGUUGUGUACACUAAACCCUCUAUUCUCGGCAAACUCAAAGCCAUAGCCUCCAAGAGAAACGGAGACCACUAUGAAAACGUUCAGCUGAACUCGUCUCAAUCCAGAGCUCUGGUUUGGAGCUAGAAAACGAAAAGGGUCGCCAGGAGGGGAAUGAGGAUUUGGAACCCUCCAGACGCUUUCUCCCAACCCCUUUAACCAUCCCUGUUUAUGAGCUUUGGUAACCUGGAAGACCACCAGUGUGUGCAAACACACAAUCAAAGGCCCACGGUGCACUUGAAGCCAGGUUCAGAGAAGUCACACAAACACGGUGGCCUUACAGCUUGGUACGACAGAGCCAUAGUCCUUUGGAGCAAGUGUGUGCGUCACUGAUCAUUUUGGGAUUUACUCCUCCUAUGUCAGGGAGCUGGUGUAGAGCUCAGGGUUAGACAAGGACCUGUUUGAGUUCUUGAAUUCACAUCUAUUUAUUUGGUUCUGUUUGAUGUGUGUUGUAUCUUUGACCGUCAUGGAGUGUCAUCAAUGUAUUUCUAUCAAAGUUAAAGUCAUUUCCUACUUUGUUUAUGGCAAAACAAUACUUUUUUUCUUUUUCAUUUUCCUUAAAGUUCUUGAAAGAUUGUGAAGUUGAAAAUGACAUGAGGUUGAGGUGGUGGUUUUGACUGUAUCUGUCAAAUAAAUGAUGUAUUUAUGUA